This is a messenger RNA of Bufo gargarizans (Asiatic toad), 1919 nucleotides long. RefSeq names its product probable ATP-dependent RNA helicase DDX4. Gene Ontology annotation, cellular component: P granule; nucleus. The transcript is spliced from 6 exons. Gene Ontology annotation, biological process: cell differentiation; gamete generation. The record is from RefSeq and is a predicted model, not a curated record. Bases 1 to 1761 code for a protein of 586 amino acids. Gene Ontology annotation, molecular function: RNA binding; ATP binding; RNA helicase activity. NCBI's taxonomy places the organism in Eukaryota, Metazoa, Chordata, Amphibia, Anura, Bufonidae.
AUGGGGAUCGAUGAAGAGAGCGAAAUCCCGCUAAAGAAGGCGGGAGGAAAUCAGGUAGCGGAAGCUGAUAAUCAGAUGAGUAAUAUAGACCACAAACUAGCGGGUAUACUGGAAGCUGUUAAAACAACUAAUCAAUCAUUAAGUACGUUGACGAUAACGGUGGCAGCAGUGCAGUCCGACAUUUCGCGCAUGUUGAAGAAGGGUUAUGACCGGACCCGGAAGCAGGCCGAGAAGAGGGCGAUUGUCGUGGGGGUCGUCAAGGCCUUACAAAAAAAAUUUGGACGGACCCACGACGAAAUUCAAAUUGUAAAAAAAUGGUCUGACCUGAAAAGGAGGCACCCGGACUGGGUCAAAGAGCUCAGUCAGAGAGUCUGCCCUGGGCUUCCAGCGCCAACGGUCCGCCGCCGUCUAACCACGGCAGAUUUGGAUGUAGUGGAGGUCUCCACAGAGGAGGAUGAGCAGGCGGGCCCUUCCCACAGUCCUCAAGGUGCCACCAACCCACCUGAUGUGGGGAUUGUUGUGGAGGUGUCUGACGAGCCCGGACCCUCUCAAGGGCCAAAAACAUCUGGCCCAGCUCCUGCUGAGGAGGAGAUAGCCACCCCAGCUCCUAAAGAAGAGGAUGAGGCGUUGAGUCAGUUUAAAGAUCUUCAGGAACCAGAAGCCAUAAUUGUUGCUCCUACCAGAGAGCUGAUCAAUCAGAUUUGCCUAGAUGCUUGGAAAUUUGCAUACGGAACUGUCGUUCGUCCAGUUGUAAUCUAUGGAGGAACACAAACGUCUAAUUCACUGCGCCAGAUAUUUCAAGGCUGCAACAUCCUUUGUGCGACACCUGGGAGGUUACUGGACGUUAUUAACAAGGAGAAGAUUGGCUUGAGCCAAGUGAAAUACCUUGUUCUGUAUGAAGCUGAUCGUAUGCUGGACAUGGGUUUUAUGGAAGAUGUAAGAAAAUUGUUGUCAAGUCAAGGAAUGCCAAAAAGAGAAGAAAGGCAAACUUUAAUGUUCAGUGCCACGUUCCCUACGCCCAUACAAAAUCUUGCUAGAGAGAUUUUGAAGCCAGAUUAUCUGUUCGUGGUUGUCGGACCAGUUGGUGGCGUGUGCAGUGAUGUCGAACAGCAGAUAAUUGAAGUGGAAGAGUAUGGAAAGAGGGCUAAACUGCUGGAACUUUUACAACUCAUAGGCCAUGAGCGCACGAUGGUUUUUGUGAAAACCAAAAAGAUGGCGGAUUUAAUUGCAAUAUUUCUUUGUCAAGAAAAAAUCCCCUGCACAAGCAUUCACGGGGACAGAGAGCAAAGAGAGCGGGAGAAAGCUCUGGGCGACUUCCGCUCUGGACAGUGUCCUGUGAUUGUUGCCACGUCUGUUGCUGCCAGAGGAUUAGAUAUCGAGAAUGUCCUUCAUGUGAUACAUUUUGACAUCCCUGGCGAUGUUGACGAAUAUGUUCACAGGAUCGGCCGAACUGGACGCUGCGGCAACACUGGAAAAGCCAUUUCUUUUUUUAAUAAGAUUGGUGAUGACGAGCAAAAAAUUGUCCGUGGACUAGUGAAAGUUUUAACCGAUGCUCACCAGGAGGUACCUUUACCUGCUUGGCUUGAAGAGAUGGCGUUCAGUGCCCAUGGCAUGCCAACCUUUAGUUCACAGCCAAGCAAAUUUGCUUCAGUGGAUAGCAGGAAGAGAGGUGACAUUCAGGAGGACAACGGUUACAGCAAUGCUGGCAUUUCACAACCUGCAGCGCGGGCGGCAGCGGAGGAGGACGAAGAUUGGGGCUAGUCGGACGUGGUUAAGCAGAUGAGACAUUCUUACAGAUUCAGUUUUACAUGAAACAAUAUGUUGUAUGUUUGUAAAAAUGAGAAUUUUGUUUAUCGCACUCCAGUAUUUAAGGUAGUAAUUUGCCGUUAGGAAAUUUACUUAUUUUGGUUCAUUGUAAA